Molecule: messenger RNA, 1992 nt
Organism: Podarcis muralis (Common wall lizard)
Lineage: Eukaryota; Metazoa; Chordata; Lepidosauria; Squamata; Lacertidae
Gene: SRP19
Product: signal recognition particle 19
Biological process (GO): SRP-dependent cotranslational protein targeting to membrane, signal sequence recognition; SRP-dependent cotranslational protein targeting to membrane
Cellular component (GO): signal recognition particle, endoplasmic reticulum targeting
Molecular function (GO): 7S RNA binding
Source: RefSeq, a predicted model, not a curated record
UUCCCUCCCCCUGUUUCCCAUCCCCCAUUGCGGCUCGGCCAAACUUCCGCUGAGCUGUGCUUUGAAGGCCCGGCCCGGUCAGCCGGCGGCGCGGACACCAUGGCUUGGGCUGCGCCCUCUUUGCCCAACGAUAAGUCUCGGUUCAUCUGCAUAUAUCCUGCCUAUAUAAAUAACAAGAAGACAAUAGCAGAAGGAAGAAGAAUACCACUUGAGAAAGCAGUUGAAAAUCCAACACCGACAGAAAUUCAAGAUGUAUGUGCAGCAGUUGGACUUAAUGUGCUUUUGGAGAAAAACAAAAUGUAUCCCAGGGAGUGGAACCGUGAUGCACAAUAUAGAGGAAGAGUGCGCAUUGAGCUGAAGACAGAAGAUGGCAAACUAUGUCAGCCUCAGUUUCCAACACGUAAGGCAGUGAUGCUAUAUGCAGCAGAAACAAUUCCUAAACUAAAAACAAGGACACAGAAAAUGGGAAGCAGUGACCAAAGCCUACAGCAAGGAGAGGGAAGUAAAAAAGGUAAAGGAAAGAAGAAGAAAUGAGUGUGGCUGAUACAUAUGCAAUGUAUUAAGAUGAAUAUAGAUGAAGGGGAUUAUUGGCAUCUGAACUGAAAGUUGGAGAAACAAAUGAGAACUGUCAAAACUUUCUGGACUGGACUUUGUUUCACUUUUAUCUAAUGCUACAACAGAUCAAUUGGAAAUAUAUGGAAACAUCUACUUUAGUAUUUAUACUGAAAAGCUUGUCUAUUAAUGUGCAGAAAUACAUUAAAAAUGGACACAGUCAAUACUUCAUAGAUCUGAUUGACCCUGAUAUGGUCCAGAUUGGUAAAGAUAACAGAGGAAUAGGUUAAUUCAGUGUUGUAUGACGCUUCUAAACUGAUUAUUCUCAUUAUUAAAAUAAACAACUCUUUGAAUCAAACCGUUUAGAAAGCACGGUCUUAAAACUUCCUCAGUCUAAAAUAACUGGUUUUAAUUUUAUAUCUGAAUCAUUCUAUAAUGGAGCUAGGCAAUCUGAAGACCCCUCAUGAAUGAGGGAUGUUGUAACAUUUGUUUAGACUACUUGUAUAGAAUUUGAAUAGUCUAAUGAACGUGGAACGCAGACUACAGUCAGUCAGAUUUGCAUAUUCAACAAUAGUCGGAAGUUUAUCCAAUUUGUAAAAAUGUAUUUAAUUCUAAAAUAUUUAUGGGGGUAAAGUGUGAACUGUUUUGAUGUUGCUUCUGCAAUGUUCCUUAUGGUUUACCAUAUCUGUUAUAAUGCUUUUAGAGCAUGAUACAUAAUACUAUAAAAAAAAUCACUUUUAAGAAAUUAUUGUAAUUGGAUUAAUCCCAAAGUACCUUGGGCCAAUAUAUGUAUACUCUUUCUGCUUAAAUGAACUUGGUUACCCAACUGCUACCUGAGACUAGCAUAAAAUCAUGAUAAUACAAAAUUAUGACACAUUUAAGUUGGUGAAUUGUUUAGCCAAAAGUCACGAAUUCUUAACAGGAUUCGAGUAGCGAUACUGUGGCAGAGAAGUGUAAGUUCCUGUCACAUCAAAUAUAUUGUAUUUUAUGCACAUAGUGCCGUUCCUGUGUUCCCGUUUGCAGCUCUAGUGGUGCUUUGUGUCAUUCAGCCAAUUUGUCUUCAACUUUUCAGAGUUGAGCCCCACCUUUAGACCAAAAAUGCAUUUAUUUUUUUACCAUAUUUGUAUGGUUUUAGCGCUGCUGCUGUGACCUGCCUUAAGUGAGGCUGCAAAUCAAUCGUGGGUCCUAGCCUACCAGUUGGAAGACCAGUAGUUUGGUCCUCAAUAUCAGAACCCACAAAGUGCAUGAUUUUAAAUUUGCAAAAUGUGAAAGUUUUGCCAAAUUCCCCUAGAUGGCAGCAAUGUUAAACACGACUUGCUCAGUGGAAAACAGGACUCCUCUCAAGCAUGCUGUUAGACUUGCUCUCUUUCAAGUUUCUGUAGAGUAUUUUUUAAAAAUUGCCUUCUAGCCUAGUCUUGUCUUUAAAUGAUUUAAGUCAUA